AAUGAAACUAGUUCUGUCUAAGCGGAUGAGAAUGGCUGAGAGUCGGGAACUGUUCGACUGCUCCAUCUGUUUACAGUUACUGGAGGAUCCGGUGACGACCACCUGUGGACACAGUUACUGUAUGAAAUGUGUCAACGCCUUCUGGGAUAGUAAUAACGACAGGGGAAGGAGGUUCAGCUGCCCUCAGUGCAGGCAGACUUUCUUCCCGAGGCCUGUUCUGAAGAGGAACAUGCUUCUGGCUGCCCUGAUCGAGGAACACAAGGAGGAAAACGAUCCGAAUGCUGCAGCUGGUGACACCUAUGCUGACCCUGGUGAUGUGCAGUGUGACGUCUGCACGGGGAGAAAAAGAAAAGCCUCCAUGUUCUGUCUGGUGUGUUUGGCCUCUUACUGUGAGACUCACCUGAAGCCUCACUAUGAAGUGGCGCCUCUGAAAAAACACAAACUGAUUGAGGCCUCUGCACAGAUCAGAGACAGCAUCUGUGGCCGCCAUGACAAACUCCUGGAGAUUUACUGCCGCACCGAUCAGCAGUUCAUCUGCCUGCUGUGUCUGAUGGGUGAGCACAAAGGCCACAACACUGUGGCAGUGGCAGAGGAAAAGUGCCACAUGCAGAAACAACUGGAGCGGACCAAAGAGGAGAUCACCGACAGAGUGGAGAAGUCAGAGAGGGCGAUGGAAAAACUGAGGAAGGCUGCGGACCUCAUAAGAGGUGCAGCAUGGGAAGCGUGUGACGACUUUGAGCGACUGUGUGCAGAACACACCCGUCUAUACGUUCGCUCUGUGGAGAGGAAGUGCGCCGAGAUGAGAGAGAAAGUUGGAGAAGCAGAGAAAGCCGGAGUGGACUGGACCGACGGUCGGCUCGGGCGGCUGCAGCGUGAAGUGCUGGAGCUGAGGAGGAGAAAGGAUCAAAUCGACCGGCUGACACUAACAGAGGACCCCAUUCAGUUUCUGCAGGGUUUCCAUGUGCUGGAUCACCUCCCUGCAUUCACAGACUCACAUGAAAGUUUUGACACGCUGACAGAGUUUGUCACUGCACAGAAAAAGAAACUGAAAAACAUGUGCGACAGAGAAAAGAAUGAACUGUUCAGUCAUUCUGAAAACAAUCUGUUGUCAGAAGGACCAAGGCUGCAUGAGGAAAUCCCAUCAAGGACAUACCUGCAGAACAAAUAUAAGAACUUCAGAGUGGAGGUGGAUCCCGACACAGUCGCUGGGUGUCUUUGCUUGUCUGAUAGAAACAGACAGAUAUCGUGGAGUGCUGUGGACCAGGCUCACCCUGAUCACCCUGACAGAUUCACCUUCCAUCCCCAGGCUCUGUGCAAAAUGGGCCUGCAGAGGAGCUGCUACUGGGAGGUGGAGUGGGAUGUGGGCGUUGUUGAUUUAGCCGUGUCGUACAAAGGCAUCAAGAGAAAGGGCUCAGGCAACGAUUGCUCUUUUGGUCACAAUAAGGUCUCCUGGAAACUGACCUGCUCCCCGUCCGGCUGCACGUUUUGGCACAAUAAUCUUCACAAAGGUCAAAUCCCUCCGGUUCACUCCCGCAGAGCGGGUGUACACCUGGAUUACAGAGCAGGAACACUGCGCUUCUUCAGUGUUUCUGAUGGAGGCAGGUUCGAUCUGCUGCACCAAAUCCAGACCAGCUUCACUGAACCUCUCUAUCCUGGGUUUUCUGUAAAUUUAGGAGCAACACUGAAAAUAUGCGACAUCUAAGAUCCGUUUAAACUGCUUCAUCUUGGUCUGUUCAAACAUGUUUACCAAGAAGUAUGAGCUGAUGUCCCUCAAAACAUGUUUCUAUUUGUUGUCUUUCUACUUGUCAAGCAGUUUUGAGGCAGUUAAAUAUGAACAAUUUGACAGAUUCCAACAUUUCUACAAUGUUUAACCUGAAACACAGCAGUACAACAUUUGCAGCCUGACAUCAGAGGAAAAUGGCUGCCGUGUGAAUAUGGUCUACUGCAGUAAACUCUAUAUUUUUCCAUUUUAAGACUUCUUCUUCAUGCUGUGCAGGAUAAUAAUCUUGCUUCAAGCCUAAAAACUUUCACACAGUGUGAAUCUUCAAAGUGCCUUUUAAAAGACUUCUGAUUGAUUGAUGAGAAUUGAUUGAUAUUAUCGGAACAUGUCGGCUGUGCCACGAUGUGUUUAGGUUGUGGAUUCAUGGAAUGGAAUUUAUUCUUUGCUGUGUUUUAAUCCUCAUUAAUCGUAACUACUGCUGCUCUUACUCUGAAGUUUCAAUCAUCAAAAAACUCAAUCAGGCAGACUGACUUUGCUUUGGUUUAAUAAGCGCAAAUAAAGCUCUGUGCAUUUAAAAUGA
This is a messenger RNA of Acanthopagrus latus (yellowfin seabream), 2300 nucleotides long. RefSeq names its product E3 ubiquitin-protein ligase TRIM47-like. Lineage: Eukaryota; Metazoa; Chordata; Actinopteri; Spariformes; Sparidae. Gene Ontology annotation, molecular function: zinc ion binding; protein binding. The record is from RefSeq and is a predicted model, not a curated record. The coding region runs from base 2 to 1702 and encodes 566 amino acids. The transcript has 6 exons.